This is a messenger RNA of Amphiprion ocellaris (clown anemonefish), 1719 nucleotides long. Its product is annotated as histone H2A-like. The record is from RefSeq and is a predicted model, not a curated record. Gene Ontology annotation, molecular function: DNA binding; structural constituent of chromatin; protein heterodimerization activity. Gene Ontology annotation, cellular component: nucleosome. The transcript has a single exon. Bases 155 to 547 code for a protein of 130 amino acids. NCBI's taxonomy places the organism in Eukaryota, Metazoa, Chordata, Actinopteri, Pomacentridae.
AAUCGUAUUUCAGGAGCUCUCCUCUGAUUGGACGAUCACAUGAACGCUGACUCUGACCAAUCAGAGAGCAGCCGUGUUGCUCUAUAAAGCUGCAGUUUGCUGAGCAGGAGACGCAUCCGUUUGUUUUGUCGGUAAGAAGCUUUGUGGCUGCAGCAUGUCUGGACGUGGAAAAGGUAUCGGCGGCGGUAAAGCCAAAGCGAAGCCCAAGACUCGCUCCUCCCGGGCAGGACUCCAGUUCCCGGUGGGUCGUGUCCACAGGCUGCUGAGGAAGGGCCACUAUGCGGAGCGUGUGGGUGCCGGAGCCCCCGUCUACCUGGCGGCGGUGCUGGAGUACCUGACCGCUGAGAUCCUGGAGCUGGCUGGAAACGCCGCCAGAGACAACAAGAAGACCCGCAUCAUCCCCCGUCACCUGCAGCUGGCUGUCCGCAACGACGAGGAGCUCAACAAGCUGCUGGGCGGAGUGACUAUCGCUCAGGGCGGCGUGCUGCCCAACAUCCAGGCGGUGCUGCUGCCCAAGAAGAGCGAGAAGAUCGCCAAGGCCAAGUAAAGGAUCCACGUCCUGGAAAUAAACCAACGGCUCUUUUCAGAGCCACACACUCUCACUGAGCAUCUGUCUCAUAAUGACUUAAAGUUACUAUUAACUCCGCUAAAACAAACCGCAGUCAUUUGCAGGACGCAAAAAAAGUAGUUUGGUGCAGUUUCUGGUGUAGUAAAUGAAGGUGAUUGAAACAGUGUGUGUUGGUUCAUUGUAGUGGUGUUCUAGUGAAAUUACCUUGAUGUAAGAGUGAUAAGGUCCCUUUACAUAGUAACAAUUACAAGAACGUUAGUGAUGACUGUCUCCACCUGUCCUCUCUUACGUCCUCAGUUGAGACAUAAAGUCUGACUUUGUGCUUCUCAGUCUGUCAUUGAACUCUGAGCAUUGAAAGAAUCUGGAUCAGGAUGUCUGGCAGAGGAAAGGGAGGUAAAGGAUGUGAGUUUUAGUUAUAGAAUGUAGUAUUUCUAUUCAUUUUUUUCCCAACAAGGUGUUAAAGACUGAGAAGAUUAGUGUGUAAAGCUGUCAAAGCAAAACAGGCGAUUUCAAAGAAUAAAAUAUAAAACAUUCUGGUUUAACAUUUUUGUUUACUGCAUAAUUCCGAAGGUGUUCUUUCGUAGUUUUAAUGUCUUCAGUAUUAAUCUACAAUGUAGAAAAUAAUGAAAACCAGUGGGGUUGUGCAUUUCACACCCAGGCCUUCAGUAGUCUGAAUCAAUCCACCCCAUAAUAACUAAUUUAUGGCUAUAAAAACCAUCUUAUUAUGCAGAAAUGCAGCCGUUGAGUCGCACAUGUAGCUACAAUAAAUGUCUUUACUGAAGAAACAAACCUGGGGUGCACAAGCCUCGUAAAAAUGCAAUAUUAUUUAGGAAAAUCGCUGACAAACCUCGGUUUUUCGUGGUCUUGAACCUGGUGUGUGUGUAUAAUAAUAGUAUAGUGCAGUUGGUGGUAGCGCGCGGUGCGUUCAGGGACCUCAUAGAGUUGCUCUGUCAGCUUCUCUCUUGCUCAGUGGUCUCAAAACUCCUUCAUCUUAGCCAGACAAAAGUGAACAUCCACUUCUUUGUCCUGUGGUAUUGAAAAGAGCACGUGUGAAUACUCAGAAAUGCUGUUAAACAUGUGAAGCCUUUUCCUGGUUGACAGGCCUGCUAGCUUAGGAACUGCCCAUCUGACUUACAGAGUCACAGUAAUAU